AUGAAGUCUAUUUUUUGCCUCUUGCCUCUCGCUGUCGCCGUACUUGCCUCCUCCGGGGCCGAGGAAACAGCUGCCGAAGAUCCCAUCAAGGGCACCGACACCGUUCAUGGCUGCUACUCUUCCGUCGGCGAACUGACGUUCAACAGCACCAAUGCUUUCAACGGCCAAGGCCUCUGCAGUACGUAUUGCAGAGGUGGUGGCUUCGCCGUCGCCGCCUCCCAAAGCUCGGAUUGCUACUGCGGUGACAAGUACCCGCCAGAGAGCACAUUGGUCGACGAUUCCGAGUGCAACGAGCCUUGCCCGGGUUUUAGCGUCGAUGCUUGCGGCGGUGCUGAUACCUACACGGUCUACAACACUGGUGAAAAGGUCAAUGUCGAUUCUUCAUCUGAUGACUCCACGUCGUCUUCGGCAUCAGCAUCUGGCAGCACUACCAUCAAUACUGCCGCCUCUACUGCCGUCUCAACUGGCACCUCGGCGGCCGCAACGACGACAGGCUCGGCCUCAAACGGUACGGCCACCACUGGUACCACUACCUCGACCUCUGCCACUACUGUCAUCACAAACGCCGCUGUUGCUCAGCUUCCCGUUCUCGGCCUCAACUUGGCCGUCUUGGGUCUCGGCGCUGCCGCUCUUGUAUUGUAA
Messenger RNA from Pestalotiopsis fici W106-1, 642 nucleotides. RefSeq lists its product as uncharacterized. The transcript is spliced from 2 exons. The record is from RefSeq and is a predicted model, not a curated record. Lineage: Eukaryota; Fungi; Ascomycota; Sordariomycetes; Amphisphaeriales; Sporocadaceae. Bases 1 to 642 code for a protein of 213 amino acids.